UAAAGUCUUUAGUGAGAAGUCCUGGGCUAUCUGUAUGUUCACUUUCUGCAUGUUAUUUUAUUAGAGAUUGAAAUAGGAGUAUGUUUUUUCCUGAAUUACUGAAGUGUUACUGACUUUAAGCCAGCACUGCCUGGCAUCUAUCCAUAGCCGACUUAUGCCCGUCGUAUGGAUCAAGUCUACUGAACUACGAGACGCUGGAAAAUGGAAUACGGAUCAAUGUCUGAACAAGAGAUAAAAGAGCUCAAGCUUGUCUUUGAAGUGCUAGAUAGAAACCGAGAUGGGAAAAUAUCGGUUUCAGAAAUUCAAACCAUGAUGGACGAACUCGGUUACGACGUCAGCGAGGACGACUGUGCAAAAUUUGUUGAAAAAGUUCAUCACUCAGCUGAAGGCAGUAUUAGCGAAAAAGAAUUUCUAGCCUGGAUGGCCAAAUACAGGGAAAAAAGCAGUGAUUCUGUUCUUAUGGAUGCCUUCCAAGCCUUCGACAAAGACAAAAACGGAUACAUUUCAAGGGAUGAACUGAAACAAGGGUUAGAGUUGAUGGGAGAACAUAUAACUGACGAAAUGCUGGACAGUAUGAUCGAAGAGGCAGACGCUGAUCACGACGGCAGAAUUAAUUAUGAAGAAUUUGUCCACGUCAUGAAUUCAUCAUAGUCUACAAGUGUUGUGCAGUGACUAUCAUAUGGGUGAGGAACACUCGAAUGCCCCUUUUUCACUUCGUGGACCUAUGCCACUUGUCACUAAUGUCGUAACAUUACCAGAAGACUCGUUUUAAGCAUCUGGA
Molecule: messenger RNA, 781 nt
Organism: Lingula anatina
Lineage: Eukaryota; Metazoa; Brachiopoda; Lingulata; Lingulida; Lingulidae
Product: calcium-binding protein E63-1
Cellular component (GO): myosin II complex
Molecular function (GO): calcium ion binding
Source: RefSeq, a predicted model, not a curated record